This is a messenger RNA of Cheilinus undulatus (humphead wrasse), 2500 nucleotides long. RefSeq names its product meteorin, glial cell differentiation regulator (gene metrn). The coding region runs from base 171 to 1085 and encodes 304 amino acids. The transcript is spliced from 4 exons. Lineage: Eukaryota; Metazoa; Chordata; Actinopteri; Labriformes; Labridae. Gene Ontology annotation, molecular function: hormone activity. The record is from RefSeq and is a predicted model, not a curated record. Gene Ontology annotation, biological process: glial cell differentiation; positive regulation of axonogenesis.
GUUUCGAGGAGAAGUUAGCGGUAUUCUCUUAUCUUUCUCAGCAGGGUAAGAGGAUACCAAGCUAUGGAGCUUAUCAGAGACAGACUCAGGUUUGUUUUAUAGAGGUGGCUGGAAUUGGAAUAACUAUUCUCAAAGGUGUUUUCUUUGUCUGCAUCAUCCAACUAUCGAAAAUGACUACUUCUGGGGUUUGGAUUAACGCAAUGUGGAUUUUACUCUUUGCCAUUUUUGACGCGGCUUUUUCAAACUAUUCGGAGGACCAGUGCAGCUGGAGAGGAAGUGGUCUGUCCCAGCAGCAGGGCAGCGUUGAGCAGAUCUCCCUCCACUGCUCAGAGGGCACCCUGGACUGGUUGUAUCCCAAAGGUGCCCUACGCCUCACCCUCUCCCCCCGUCUUCCCUCUGUGGCAGUGGGUCCAGGCGGCAGUAGCUCAGGCCUCAUCACAGCCUGCGUCAAACCCUCCGAGCAGUUUCACGGAGCCCAGCUGUACCUGGAGAGAGACGGGGUCCUGGAGCUUCUGGUGGGUGACCGGUUGGAGUCAUCACCUCCACCGAGAGUCCGCUGCUUCAGCCGCCUGCCGGGGGAGAAGGUGGCUCUGUUCCUGCAGGCGACUCCUCAUCAGGAUAUCAGCAGGAGGAUUGCUUCCUUCAGAUAUGAACUGAGGGGGGACUGGACUGCUCAUCUGUCACUGGACUCAAACCGCAUCAGCAGUGAAGAUGCCUGCAGACCGUGCAACAACACUGAGAUUCUGAUGGCUGUUUGCACCAGUGACUUUGUUGUCCGAGGUAACAUCCGAUCAGUUGUUGAAGAUGAUAACCUCCGAGCUGCGGUGAUCAAAGUCAGCGCCACCCGGGUGUUUCGUCAAAAGUACGCCCUUUUCACCGGCAACAGCCGCCUGAGCAGCCGGGGUGAGGUUAGGACUCUGCUGCAAUGUGGCGUCAAACCAGGACCAGGCAGCUUCCUCUUUACUGGCCGGGUCCACUUUGGGGAGGCCUGGCUGGGCUGUGCUCCUCGCUACAAGGACUUUCAGAAGGCUUAUACAAUAGCCAAAGCAGCUCAGCAGAUCCCCUGUGAACUGCCUGUAGACUGAGGAAAAGACUGCAGCAGCUUGUCUAACGGUCAGAGUCGAGGCCAGACUAAAGAUUAGGCCGAAACCCAGUCCUGGAAGAAGCCAGUGUUCAUCUGUUGGCAGAUAUUGCACGGUGACGCCAAUGGCUAUUGUCUUCCCAAAGGACUGAGGAGUGAAAUGGACCUUUCCCAACACCAUUUCAGUGCAUUUAGCAGGCACCAGGUCAGAAAGAAACAGGAGAAGAUGUGACAUGAAGUCUAGAAGCAUUUGGCAUUGGGCAGUACAACAUAAAGGGAUGCCAUUAUGCAGGUCCAGAGCAUAUCUUUCCAUUGGGAAUAAAUUAAAAGGAGCUUUCAGUUCAGACAUAUUGAUGCUGAGAAACUCAGGAAAAUUUAUGUUAAGUUACAUAGUAAGCUUGCUGCCUUGGAUGUGAGCAACUGAGGAUAAUGUCUGGUCAUUGAAAAGGGAUGUUAUGCUGUCAAACCCCUCUCCUGGGGUCAUCUGCAGUGUUACUUCUAAGCAGGAGAUUUAAAAAUAGUCCUUUAAAAAUAAAAUUAAAAGAAUAUUUAUUUGCACUGAUGAAGGAAAGGGAACAAACUGUUAAGUGAGACGCUGCAAGCACUGAAAACCAAAUAAAAAAGCAACUAUAUGUAGCAUAGUGGAAUGAUUGAGAAUAUAAUAUAUGUACAGAUAAUGUAAGCAUGUAUACACGAGGUGAGGUGACCUGAGCAGCUCUAACUGGUGCUAAGAGCACUUUUACAUUCAUGCCAACUCUGAGAUUUUGCUUUUGUAAGGAGAUACCCGCUUUCAGAAAGCCUGUAAGAAGAACUGGUGGCAUUAUUUGGUAAAAACAAACAAAAAAAAAAAAAAAAUCAAAUGUAGCAAUGCAAUAUUUCUGUCUGAUUUGACUUCAAAAUGUAUGGGUGGAAUUGCAGCAUUGUUGCCAAAGCAGUUUGAGGUUAUUUUGUGAAGUCUUUCACUUCUUUUUCUGUUUUAUCUCUCUAGUAUGAAGAAACCCAAACCAAGAAGCUAUUUUAUAAAGUCAAACAAGGUUUCAAUGCUAUGAUGAAUACAGCCAUUUAACUAAACUCCAGUGUUAUUAUUAACAUCAAACCAGCUUUAGGUGGAAACAAAGAGCAACAUUGGACAAGGCUAGCUCAAUAGAAAGACAAAAUAUGCAUUUACUGUUAAAAUUCUGUUAAAUGAUUUCAUAUCUGAUGUGCACUAUAUCAACAAGGGGAGGGGUUCAUACCAAAUUACUGUUGUGUUAAAGCUGUUUGUCUUAAAGCGUACACUGCCAUUUGCUGUUUAUUUCUAUGUACAUUUGUGUCAAUGUGAAUGUAAAUAUGUUAAUAAGAAAUUCUAGAAACAACAGCAUGAAAGCCUGUGGUAAAAAUGAAAUUUGUGUCAGUAUUGUGGAUUAUUUCAAUGUUUGU